AUGAUGAAGAUCGUGGGAGGGCUGCUGCCUACUCCACAAUCCUCCAGAACUACCCCAACAAGAACUAUCCCAGCUCUAGACGUCGACCACGAGAGCUGGUUCCAGAAAGCGUUGGCAUCUGGUGAUGAUGCACUUCCUCUUCAUCAUGACCAUGCAGUUCCUGAUCCGCCUUUCGUCCUCGGCGAGCUCGAAUUCGACGGCGACCUUGGCUCGGCUCACCACCUGGACGCUUUCGGCAACUACGCCACCGUGCCGGUCACAGCCUACCUCCUCUUCGACGGCAUGAGCGCCGACCAGACCCGCGCGCGCGGGGCCCGGGCGGCGGCGGCACGCGGACAAUCGGGGAGACAUCUUCUCUUCACGCUUGGCUCCUCCUCUGCCUCUCCUGGAGGAGGCAUCCAAAGGCUCCAGAAGUAA
Molecule: messenger RNA, 417 nt
Organism: Prorocentrum cordatum
Lineage: Eukaryota; Dinophyceae; Prorocentrales; Prorocentraceae
Source: the annotation of a GenBank genome assembly